Molecule: messenger RNA, 2458 nt
Organism: Erythranthe guttata (spotted monkey flower)
Lineage: Eukaryota; Viridiplantae; Streptophyta; Magnoliopsida; Lamiales; Phrymaceae
Source: RefSeq, a predicted model, not a curated record
UGUAAGCAGUAUAAAUAUUUGGGCAGUAAUGGACAAAUGGGGUGGAAGCGAAGCUCACCAACUCCCACUUGCUACACAACAAUUGAUCCGAACCUUAUUUAUUUUCUCUCACUAAAAUCUUUUUUUUUUCUUUUCUUUUUUAAUUCAUUUUUCUUGACCGGAGUUUGUUUUACUCCGGCGGCCGCCAUUUUCUCCUGCUCCGGCGCCACCUUUUGAUAGGGCAUCUUACUUUACUUCCAUAAAAAAGAGAAAAGGGGCUUAGAAAAAUCUCCAUUUACUGCUUUUACUUCUUUUAACACCAGAAAAAUCCCACAUUGCAUAAAAGUUAGCCAUAGUUGACAGAUUGAAGGUGGGUGUGAGGAUAUGGGAGCUUUUCUUUAAGAACUUAAAAGUCAAAAAGGAAAGACUUUUUCUUAUGCAAAUGACCAUUUGUUUGUGUUCAGACUUGUGACUCUGCAUUGAAAGUAUGCUACAAGACAAUUGGGGGUUUUGACUCCGGGUUCUUGCAUUUUUUAUAUUGUAAAAAUUCCAUCUUUGACACUUUUUGUGUUUCUUCAAGACAAAGAACUUAGAUGGGUUUUCAAGGGUUUAGUAGUGGGCACAACCGUUCCAAGAGCUUACCGGAAGAUAACAGAGAACCCGAUGAAAAUAACUCGGCCCAAUCGACCGAAGCAGCUGAAUCUAAUCCACAUAAGCUGGAAAUACGUACCAACAGCAAGAAGAAGCAGCACUCGUCCAAUGCUGAUGUCGAACACUCUUUGAGGCAAGAGAUAUUGAUGCUUGAAAAGAGAUUACACGAUCAAGUUUCCGUUCGCUGUGCUCUAGAAAAGGCGCUCGGUUAUAGGGCUUCCUCCCAUCAUAUUAUAACCGAUGAAGCCACGAUUCCUAAGCCAGCAACAGAACUCAUAAAAGAAAUCGCGGUAUUGGAGGUAGAAGUCGGCCAUUUGGAACAGUAUCUUCUCUCGCUCUACCGAAAAGCAUUCGAUCAACAAAAAGCCUCUACUUUAUCUCCUUCGAAGAAAGACGAAUCUACAAAAGCCUCUUUAGCAACGCCAAGAAGGAGGCGCCUUGAUUUUUCAAGAUCCGAUGUUUCCUCAUCAGCAACGAAACUCCCGCCUAAACCCGACGAGAAUAUUCCUUUUCAAGAUUCCGUCACUAAACGCUCGCAUUCGUCGCUAUCCCAACGUACUUCGGUCCUCCCAAACAGAACCGAACCUCAAACAGAGCCCUUCGGAAAAACCCUCCGAGCGUGUCAUUCUCAACCAUUAUCCAUGAUCGAGUACGCGCAGAACUCUUCUUCAAAUGUAAUAAGUUUGGCAGAGCAUCUCGGGACCCGCAUUUCGGACCACGUUCCGGAAACACCUAACAAGAUUUCGGAAGACAUGGUUAAAUGCAUGUGCAAUAUCUACUGCAAACUUGCCGACCCCCCAUUGGUGAAUAACGGCCUCUCGUCACCAACUUCAUCUCUAUCUUCUAUGAGUGCUUUUUCUCCGAAAGAUCAAUGCGACUUGUGGAGCCCUGGUUUCAGAAACGAUUCCUCAUUCGACGUUCGAUUGGACAACCCUUUUCACGUAGAAGGGCUGAAAGAUUUUAGUGGGCCCUACAGCUCGAUGAUUGAGGUGCAUUGUAUUUAUAGAGAUAGUCAGAAGCUGGGCGAUAUCGAACAUUUGUACAAAAUUUUAGGUGAGUUUUAUCGCAUCUCCCUUAAAGAGGGCUGCGCGUUUUUAGCAUACGGUAUCCCACAGAACAAUAUGAAGCGAAUGUUUCUACUCUUGAAGGCUGCUUACAAUGUCGGAGGUCAAAUAGUGAGUGCUGAUGUCAUACAAAGUUCGAUUUUGGGUUGCAAAAUGUCUCGUCCUGGACAGUGGCUUAGGUUUCUACUUACAUCAAAAUCGAAAUUUAAAGCCAGUGAGGAACGGCAGUCAUAUGGGAUCGAACGAGCAGAGCCUCUUCUCUACUUUGCACUUUCAUCCGGAAGUCAUUCUGAUCCCGCGGUUCGGAUUUUCACACCAAAGAGGGUACUUCAAGAAUUAGAAGCAGCGAAAGAGGACUAUAUACGAGCAACUUUUGGUGUUCGAAAAGAUUAUAAGAUCCUUCUGCCGAAGAUUGUAGAAUCCUUUGCUAAAGAUUCGGGUUUAUGUAAUGCUGGUUUAUUCGAGAUGAUACAGAAAUCUCUACCCGAUUCGUUUAGGAAAAGCAUCAAGAAAUGCCAGCAGGCGAAGAACAAGAAAAACGUAGAGUGGGUCCCGCAUAAUUUUACCUUCAGGUAUCUUAUACUGAAGGAGCUGAAGUAAAUAUCACCACCUCUGCAAGCUUAGUAAAGCUCAUUGUGCUUUUGUUUUUUGCCUUUUUUUUGAAAUUUUUCUUUAGAUUAUUACAUUCUAAUUUUCUUUUUUGUGUAAAUUAAGACAAAUGAGUUUGCAUUUCAGGCUUUGUUGUAUAUAAUCAAAUUAAUCGA